GUGGGGGAUAAGGGUUAGGAAAGUAACGGAAGCCAUUUUGAUUUUUUGCUACCUCCGCGAAGAGAGUUCUUUUGGAAUUUUUGCAGAAAAAGUGGCCAGAAUUCUUUUAUUAUGGUGGUAAGAAGGAACCGUUUUAUCUGUUUUGUGUCUUAAAAGGUUGAAAGUACAAGUUCCGACAAUUUAAAGUGUUACAUUAAGUGCACAUUUGUGAUUUGUAUCAUUUUUGACACCGUGGCAGACCGUGCUGCAUAUUUCGAAUAUUUGUGAGAUUUAAAGUUUGACAUAGAUUAUCUGUUUGUAUUUAUCGCUAAUAUUUACAUAGUACAAAGCACAGAGACCACAGGCCAUAAAUACUGAGCAAAUUUGUGCAUUUGUUGAGGUCAUUCAUAGUACUUUAACUUAAUAGUACAUAGUAUAAAAUUAUUAAAGAGGGGGGCAUUGGGGGAUAUUCAAUACCGUAUAAAUACCGCAAGCAAAUUUUGUCAAUUACCGCAGUUUUUAGUCCAAAAUUGCAAAUACCGUGUACCGCAAGAUUUCCAGUAUCGUAAUACCGCAAUUUUUCAAGGAAAAUACCGAAAUACCGUAAGGAAAAUAAGCUAAUACCGCCAUACCGUAAAUCCCAAUGUCCCCCUCAUUAAACUGUGCAGUGGAAAAAUAUGUAACCUGAUCAACACCCAUUGUAAAAUUAUUAUUAUAGGUGAUGUCCAAGUUACAGCUAUUUGCAUUCAAGUACAAAACGCAAACAUUUUCGUGCUUUUUUUUUAUGUUUGAAAUGGGGAGUUUACGAUUGGAAACCGAAAUAUAUUCACCGCUCAUGUCACAUGUCACAGUACAAAGCCUCAGUUAUUUUUGGUGCAACUGUCAUGUUUUGAGUGCCUUUGUGCACGUUUCACUAUUUCCAAGCUCACAAUAUUGUAAGAGUGACCAAACUUGUUUACAGUCAUACUUUUGCAACUAGUCUAACGUAGUAUAUCAUGGGCUUGGAAAUAUUGAAACGUGCAUGAAGGAGGCCCACCAAGGGUGUAACUCAGGUUGCUUGUCACUCAUUUUGUAGCUUUGACACUUUUGUAAUAAAUGUCGCUGUCACUUUUGACUCAUAACACAAAUUGCAAUUUGUCGCUUUUUCCCAGUCAGAAGCUGUCGUUUGUCGCCUCUUUUUUAGAUAGUCUGUCGCCUCUUUUUAAGGAAUGUCACCUGUCGGUCAUAACCCCUUGGUGGGCCUCAUGAAGGUUAACAUCAAAUCAUGACAGUUGUGCCAAGAAUGACUUAACCCUUCAUGUCACAUGAGCAGUGAGUACAUUUCCGUUUCCAAAUGCACAAAAAUGUUUGCAGUUUGUUCUUGAAUGCAGAUAGCUGUAUCUCACCGUCGCCAUGUUGGAUGACAUUGACAAAGGAUUUUGCUUGUUUGCAAUGCAAAUAUCAUCCAACAUGGCAAAAAUGUAAUCUAAAUAACAUCGUCCAGGUUUUAGCACAUGCCAAAUUGUCUUACAGAGUAAAAUAAUAAAGUAGGACACAUACUGUAUAUUAAGGUUUAUUGCAACUUAAUGGGUUAACUAGACACCUGGGCAGAUGAUUACCCCACUGAGUGCUCCCACCUUGAUUUGUAGCACAAGAGAAUAUUGAUUAAAGGUGGCACUGUUAUUAAUCAUGAUCGGAUGUUCGAAGCUGACGUUUUUAUAGAAGAUGGUGUCAUCAAGUAUGUCUUUAGGAAAUUCUAAAUUCAAAUGUAUUUAAUUGUAAUAAUAUUGGUGAUACAGAUUUGAAUUUUCGAAUUUGCAAGUGUCUGCACGAUUAUAGUUUGCCUCAGUUGCACACGAGGAGAUUGCUUCCAAAUUGCAUGACUGUACUGGCUAUUGAUCCAUUUUCACCUGUUGUAACACUGGAUCAGUAAGGGUUGACUCUUACUGGAUCUCUAUGAAUAACAGUUUAGAACUAAUAGAGCUAUCCAGUAUAAAUAAAGUUAGUUUAGUUUAGGUUUCCUCCUGUAGUAACACUGGAUCAAUAAUAGUUGACUUCUACUAGGAGGAACAGUUUAGAAUCUAGAUUUUUCAUAUAAUUAUUGGAUUCAAUGUGGUAAAAAUUUAUGUUAUAUUCCAGGGACGUUGGUGAGUCACUUGUUGUACCUGGUGGUGCUAAAGUCAUUGAUGCUCAUAAGAAAUAUGUCAUGCCUGGUAAUUUAUGAUUAAUUAUAUUAUAUAUCUAUCAAGGUAUGCUACUUCUCACAUACCAAAAACUAACCCUGCCCAUAUAUCAUCAUGAACAUGUGGCUUAGGUGUGGCAAUAACACCCCAUGUUAAUAUAUCUGAUUCAAUGUACAUGUUCUAUUGAUUAGGUGGUAUCGAUACUCAUACUCACAUGCAACUACCAUUUAUGGGCACCGUUGCAGUAGAUGAUUUUUAUUAUGGUACCAGAGCAGCUGUCGCUGGUGGCACUACUAUGAUCAGUAAGUUUAUUUCAUUUGUUAUUUUCCCCUUCCCACUCAGACUGCUGGAAAUUGUCUGGCAGCACCAGCAGCACUGCUGCCACAAAAUUUCUAGCAACAUAUGCGGGGUAGGAAAAAAGAAUUUUCUUCCUGCGAGCACAACCUGGAGACAAAAAUUUCCUGCAGACCAACGGAGUAUUUUUGUGCUAAAUCUGCAUAUGUGCAUAAACAUAUAGUGUUCUAGCUGACCAUGGUUUUCAAUUCAACAAUUAACCAUAUGUUAACAACAUAAAACGCUCACUGAGUUUCCAGCAAUAUACAUACCCUUUUCUAGAUAUAUACCUAAUAAUAAUAAACGAACGAACGAAUGUAUUCCCUCCACUCGUGAGCUCAUUUACCAUUGUCACAUAUAGUAAAUGUCCAGGCCUUGUGACCCUGGAUGAAGGCCUGGACAUUUACUAUAUGUGACAAUGGUAAAUGAGCUCACAAGUGGAGGGAAUACAUUCGUUCGUUCGUUUAUUAUUAUUAGGUAUAUAUCUAGAAAAGGGUAUGUAUAUCGCUGGAAACUCAGUGAGCAUUUUAUGUUGUUAUUUUAUUUCCUAAGUACGGGUCUCCGACCAAUUUCAUAUAACCAUAUGUUGUUGCGCCAAUAGUGGGACAUGGGUGUUAAGGUUUCCUUCAGAUUUUCAAUAGCAAAUCUUCAUCUAAAAGAAUCCUUCUUUUCACUCUCCAUUCCUCCUCUUCUUCCCAAAGCUCAAUUAUUUUAUGAUCAUUUUACAUUCUAGUUGAUUUUGUGAUCCCUCAGAAAGGAGAGUCGUUGCUUGCAGCGUAUGACAAAUGGCGAAAGUGGGCGGAUGAAAAAGGUAUUUAGAAUUAUAAGUCUUUGUUGAUUGAAACACUCACCCCAUUUAUUCAUUGAAUAAGAUUCUUUUUAUUACUAAAAGUGUCAUGAUUUUCAGUUAUUGAGAGAAUUUACUGUUUAAGAGAGUCUGUCAGUACCGUAUUCCUUUGUCAAUAUAAAAGCAAGGUUGCUAAUCUUUAUCUUGUUUAUUUUUUUUAACUAGUUGUCUGUGAUUACUCAUUUCAUGUUGCCGUCACUUGGUGGGGUGAAAAUGUAGGCAAAGAAAUGGAAGUCCUUUGCAAGGAACGAGGUAAUUAA
Molecule: messenger RNA, 3581 nt
Organism: Paramuricea clavata
Lineage: Eukaryota; Metazoa; Cnidaria; Anthozoa; Malacalcyonacea; Plexauridae
Source: the annotation of a GenBank genome assembly